AUGGGUCUAGAAGUUUAUUCACAGUUUUCACUCGUUGUUUCUUUUUUUAACGGCAAACCUGUUCACGUUGUUAUUCGUCGCUUCAAAAACGAAUACUCUAGGAGCGUGAUCGUUUUUGGUUCUGUUGCAGACACAAAAGAGGCACUGAAAUUGUGUGGGAAAAAAUUGCGCGGAAUUCCAAUUUAUAUUAAGCCGAAUGGGAACAGUCGAGAAAUAGUGCUUGCAAGUGGGUUCAACAACCAAUCGACAGUAAAAGAGAUCAUGAAACAACUUCGUAGUGAAUUCAAGUCAAGAGGCGAAGUCCUUAACAUUUUUGUUCCAGAAGAUAAUGAAACUGGUGGUUGUCUAGGUUUUGGAUAUAUAUACAUUGACCCUCAAGGCGUGGAUGGAGGAGAUUUGUGGAAAUCAUUUGAAAUUGAUGGUCUUCCAAUUACGCUUACUAAGGCUUCACCGAAAUUAUGCUUCGAAGCUGAAAUAGUGGGCAAGAAAAAGGCGAAUGAUGAAGACGAAAAGACUGCUUUGAAAAAGAUGCUAUUACCAUUAAAUACUAGUCUACCGACCUUGAUGUAUACCCAAAGAAGAUACUCUUGGACAGAUAAAAGACCGGACAUUACUGCUGAGUCUUAUAAACAAGAGACAAAUGAUUGCUGGGCUGCUGCUCUUCAUAGGGCGUAUUCAGCACUGCUGACACUAUCAGGCUCACCGGGACGAGUUUUAACACGUCAAGGUAUUAUUGAUGGGGUUGAUGAGGCUUAUCAGGCAUCUGGAGAUGGCAUCGACAGGCUUAAGUAUGCAAUUUCGUUUAUGGAGAAGUAUGUCAAAGAAAUGAACAUUUACCGACGUCCUAGGGGUAAUGAUGCGUCUUCUUAUGAAGAUUUUGAGAGUUUUACCCUACAACUUCUAGCAACAACACCUGUCAUGGUGACUGUUGAAUGUCUUCCAAGUUUCCAAUCUUUCGAUGGACAAGUUGCGACAACCACAGAGCCUUCAGAGAUAAAUUCUGAUGAUCCAGAAGCUUUAGUAAAGCCUCAGAAGCCGAAAAGGCUCAAGAAGAUAGUAGAUGAAUUAAGUAACCGUCUGGACGAGAUGACUGAAAUUGUUAAAAAACUAAAGAAGAAUUCAGAUCUACUGGAAGAGGAGAAUAAUAACACUCCAAAGGAAAAGGUGGUAGACCAUGAGUGCUAUUUCGAAUCUGAAGAUGCAGAUUUUAAAAACCGGCGAACAAUUUUUGUUCUGGGAUUCGAUUGUUCCUUUCCGAGGGAUGAAAUAAAGAGAACAUUGAUUAAACACUUCAGUUCUUGUGGAGAGGUCUCAAGGGUUUAUAUUCCUUUUCAUUGUGAUACUGGCUCUCCCAUGGGUUUUGCCUUCAUUAGUAUGGGAAAUCCAGACAAGGCUUUAACACUCAAUGGAAGUUACUUGGAAGGGAUGAGACUUGAGGUUACAAUGGCUACAAAGAGAAGUGAAUACUAUGGCUAUACCAACCAUCGUGGCUGUCAACGUUGUGGUAUUGCUUCAGCGAAGCGGUUGGCGAAACGCUUCUACGAUCGUACCAGAAUACGAAUCCCGUUAGUGCCUAGCGAUUUCUAGCAAGAUCAAUAAGCUACUGCUUUACCCGACCAGCUACAUCAUCCUUUGUGUUCUAAGAUACCUUGUUUUAGCAUUCUGCUACUUAUGCGCAUUAUUAUCUAUGUCUAAAUUAAAUGUUGAAUAUUUCUGUGUCUGUCAACUGUUGAAUCUUUUUCUUUAUGGAAGUCUAUCAUCUAUUUUUGUAGCAUUCAGUGCCUGGCAAUAUCUAGCAAGAUCAAGAAGCUA
Brassica oleracea var. oleracea is the source of this 1812-nucleotide messenger RNA. RefSeq lists its product as uncharacterized. Gene Ontology annotation, molecular function: RNA binding. The transcript is spliced from 12 exons. The record is from RefSeq and is a predicted model, not a curated record. The coding region runs from base 1 to 1587 and encodes 528 amino acids. Lineage: Eukaryota; Viridiplantae; Streptophyta; Magnoliopsida; Brassicales; Brassicaceae.